AUGUGUGAGUUAUUUUUAGGAACCUGGAAACUCAUUUCUAGUGAAAACUUUGACAGCUAUAUGGAAGAACUGGGGGUGGGUUUUGCUACUAGGAAACUUGGCAGCCUGGCCAAGCCCAGUGUGGUCAUCAGCAUCAAUGGGGAUAUAAUAACCAUCAAGACAGAGAGCACCUUUAAAAACACAGAGAUCUCCUUCAAGCUGGGGGAAGAGUUUGAGGAAACCACAGCAGACAACAGGAAAACCAUGAGCACUGUAACCUUGGAUGAUGGCUCUCUGACUCAGGUGCAGAAGUGGGAUGGCAAACAGACCACAAUAAAGAGAGCGCUGGUGGAUGGGAAGAUGGUUGUGGAAUGCACCAUGAACAAUGUCACCUGCACUAGAGUCUAUGAGAGGGCCUGAGGCAUUCCCAUCUCCAUACUGGGUCAGAACUUGCU
Molecule: messenger RNA, 434 nt
Organism: Gopherus evgoodei (Goodes thornscrub tortoise)
Lineage: Eukaryota; Metazoa; Chordata; Testudines; Testudinidae
Product: myelin P2 protein-like
Exons: 4
Coding region: 1-399 (132 amino acids)
Biological process (GO): fatty acid transport
Cellular component (GO): cytosol; nucleus
Molecular function (GO): fatty acid binding
Source: RefSeq, a predicted model, not a curated record